Molecule: messenger RNA, 1693 nt
Organism: Bombus impatiens (common eastern bumble bee)
Lineage: Eukaryota; Metazoa; Arthropoda; Insecta; Hymenoptera; Apidae
Product: spermine oxidase
Exons: 8
Coding region: 89-1567 (492 amino acids)
Molecular function (GO): polyamine oxidase activity
Source: RefSeq, a predicted model, not a curated record
UAUAUAUAAGGGUUAUCACGUAAAACUAGAUGUCCAAUCUGUCAAUUGAUAAAAGUUUGUGCGCGCAGAGUUCAUUUUACCGUCGGAGAUGCUCUAUUACUUGAUCUUUCUGUUUUGCCUCAUCUCAGGCACGAUUUCUGAAGAUACUAAAUCGCCGCGUAUAGUGAUCGUUGGUGCUGGAGCGUCUGGUAUCGCGGCUGCGUCGAAAUUGAUCGAGAAUGGUUUUGAAAAUCUUAUUAUUUUGGAAGCCGAGAAUCGAAUCGGUGGACGGGUAAAUACAGUAAAAUUUGACGAGUACGUGAUCGAUUUAGGCGCGCAAUGGGUUCACGGAGAGAAGGGAAAUGUUGCGUACGAAUUGGUAGCUCCUUUGAACAUUACAGAUCACUCCAAACCAUUUAACGAUGAAAUAUACACAUCUACUGGUGAAUUACUCGAUCCUAGAAUCACAAAGAACAUUACGGAUACUUACCUAUCUUUUGGGCGUACUAGUCCGGAGAUGUCGGAUGAUGAGUGUCAGCAUUCCGUCGGCGAAUGUCUCAUAUACAAGUUCAAAGACGAUUUUAAGAUGUUUCCGGAAUUAAAUGAAACUCUACAGGAUCAAAUAUUGUGGCUGUUGAAUUUAAUGGAGACUAGCUUUGAUCCUGCCGAUGACUGGUUCGAUAUCGCAGCGAAAACGUAUACCAAUUAUGAUGUGUGCGAAGGUGAUCUGGCGAUCAAUUGGAGAAAACGAGGAUAUGGUACUAUUCUCGAUAUAUUAAUGAAAAGAUUUCCAAAUCCGGAGGAUGAGUUACCUGUGCUAAACAAAACGGUACUUAAUGCUGAAGUAACGAAAGUUGAUUACUCCAGUGACGAUAAUACCGUGAAAAUAACAACGCUCGAUGGAAAAGAAUAUAUAGCCGAUCAUGUCAUCAUGACACCUUCUUUAGGAGUGCUUAAAGCACAGCACGAAACUCUCUUUAAUCCUUCAUUGUCGGAAUCAAAAAUUAAGACUAUUAAGGGACUGGGAUUUGGAAAUGCUUGUAAAAUAUUUUUAGCCUUCGAUGAUAUUUGGUUUACUCCCACAGAAACGAACAACGCAGGAUAUAGAAUUUUGUGGAGUAAAGAAGAAAGAGAGAAGCUUGAGAGUGAUCCAAAAAUGAGGUGGAUGCCUUACACAGCAGGCUUUAACUUUGUCGAUCACAAGCCUCGUUUAUUGCAAGCAUGGGUAUCUGGAAGAGGUGCGCGGUUAAUGGAUGACCUCACUGAUGAUGAAGUUUUUGAUCAAACAGUACAAAUAUUAAAUAAUAUGUUGUUGAAACAUUAUAAUGUCACUAGGCCAGUAGCGAUGAUAAGGAGUAAAUGGCAUCAAAAUAAGCAUUUUCGGGGUACAUACAGUUAUCAGAGCAUAGAUUCUAUAAGGAUGAACUCUACCGCGAAGGAAUUAUCAGAGCCAAUUAUGAAAAUGGGGAAACCCGUAAUUCUAUUCGGAGGUGAAGCUACCAACAAAAAACACUACUCUACAGUACAUGGAGCAAUUGCCUCUGGGUGGAGAGAAGCUGAAAGAUUAAUAAAUCUUUACGACAAUUAAUAGUAUAAUUGAAAAUGCAAUGACAAAAUAAUACAUUUUAUUUAGAUAAAAUUGUUCAUAAUUAAUAUGAUUAUAAACAUUAUUAAUAUGCUAAUAAACACGAUACGAUAAAAAUUAUAUACGUAA